CAAGAAACUACGUCGUUUUGAGUUGGACAGGAGAUAAAAUAAUUUGGCAAAGGGUUUUAGGUCUUCCGCCGCAUUGGAUUUUUUUCCGGUAACUAUUCAAUCUCUCUCUCUCUCGUUAGCCGUCGACGAAGUUUUUGUGAAAUCGUGAGAGAGUUGAUUUGAGAAGAGAUGGGAUUGGAUUACGAACCUAACGAAGAUUUUGUAGUCGCUACCACAGAGGAAGUAGACGACGCUGAAAUCAGUCCAGAGGAAGAGAUUUGGAUUCUCCAAUAUCCUUUAGGCCGAGGACCUGCUGCAACGCAGUUUCCAGAAGUCGAUGAGGACUUUCUUGAGUUUGAUAAUGAUCUUGACAAAGAAGGAAUAUUUGGAAAUUUUGUAGAUUCAUCUGGUACCAAGGUUGACCUUGCUAGCUAUCCUCCUCAAGAUACUGAGUCAACUAUGAUUUUACCUUCUGAGAAUUCGACCAUUGCUGGGAGAAUUUCUCGGCGAGUUGCGUUAGUUAGGUACGCUGAACCAAACGAGCUGCUUCAGAAGAUAAAGGCAAGAAGCCAACAGAAGCUUGUUGGAGCAGUGACGAAUUCCUCUGGGAAAUACUCUAACCCAACUCAAAGUAGCCGUCUUAAAAGCAGCAAACACUCUGCUUCCUCACGUAGCAGCAAACAGAAGAGCUUGUUCUCUAGCUUCACCGAGGCUCCAAAGUCACCCAAAAGAAAGCAUUCUAGUUCUUCCUCUGGUAAACAUGGCAUCUCGACAAGUACUUCUUCAGAACGAUUGGAAAAGUCCAAAAAGAAGAAGAUUAUGAAGAUGGAAGAGUAAUUGUUGUUCCUUAUAAACAAGUGUUCUUGACGGUUAAAGAUGUUGAGCAGACAAGAAACAGCUUAGUAUUUGUGUUGGAAUUCAUAAGUAGUUUCCAUGAUUAUUAAAGUACAAGCUUAUUAGCUUACCUUGGAACAGGUCAAAGUUUUAAAUACAGCUUUUUGUAUCUUAGUAAGGGUGCGAGAUUAAUACAACAGCUAAGAUCUCUCU
Molecule: messenger RNA, 1026 nt
Organism: Camelina sativa (false flax)
Lineage: Eukaryota; Viridiplantae; Streptophyta; Magnoliopsida; Brassicales; Brassicaceae
Product: mediator-associated protein 2
Source: RefSeq, a predicted model, not a curated record